Molecule: messenger RNA, 2058 nt
Organism: Cladocopium goreaui
Lineage: Eukaryota; Dinophyceae; Suessiales; Symbiodiniaceae
Source: the annotation of a GenBank genome assembly
AUGGAACCCCAAGUACAAAAGGAUAUGGAAACCUUGCUCCAGUCCCAGCAAGGGGUCAAUGUGAAGCUGAGCAAGAUUUUGGACCUUCUGACCCAAAAUGGCUUGGCAUACCAAUCUUGCCUGAAGGUGACAGAUUUGCUUUGUCAUCCUGACAACAGAGGAGGCAGUAUGGUUCAAGCACAUGACUGUUGGAAGAAAGGGUCCCUGAUCCUUGCCAGUGGAUUGAAAGAGUCUUUGCUGCAUGCAAGUUCCAUGUGCAUUGAGAUGGGCAAAGCUGCCAAAAAGAAAGUGCAAGUGGAGAAGAACAUUGCCUUGAUGCAGAGCUCAGAGAACCUCUUGGGCCAUGUGACACAUAGUGAAAGGUACCUGACCUUGGGAAACUCACACUUCUGCAUGUUCCUGAGGGCAUGCGAACAAGGGUGUGUGUCACCAGCUGGGGAGAAAUUGGCUUUGGGAGAAGACUUAACAAAGCUGAUUGCCAAUGGAUGGGUCUGGACUGUUGUGAAAGCAGAGGUGGAGGAGGCUUUUCCUGGCUUUCCAGGAUGGGCUGCCAGUACCAUGAACUCUGCCAACUCCAACACCAAGAUGACUUCUGAGUUGGAAGCCAUGCUGGAGAUUGCCAGCCUUUUGAAGCAAGGCAGAAAGUUAGAUGAAUGUGUGAAGGCUGUCAAAGAAGGUUUGCCUACCUGUGGGGAAUACAUGGAUGACAUUGCAUACUUUGUGAAGCUGUAUUCUGGUGGGGAUGCAUUCCCAGUUCUCCUCCUCCUGAAGGAUUUUUGCUCCAAGUAUGGCCCCAGCAUUUUGGCUGGCUCAGAGAUGAUGUUCCAGCUCAGCCACUUCGAUUUCAAGAUCAAGGAGAACAAGUUGCCUAUGACCAGGGCAGCCUUGCUUUGCACAAUUUUGACUUCAAAGAGACAUGCUGAUGGCAUUAGCAAGCUGGUGUUCAAAGCAGAUUUGGACAAAAUGAAAGGAAGCUUGAAGGACAAGACUGUGAAAAUGGAAGGGCUGCUGAAAGAAGGAUGGAAGCAGGUGCAGCAGCACACUGGUGCUCAAGCCUUCAAGGCCAUGUGCUUUGGGAAAUUGUGUGUGAGAUUGGUUUUGCACCUCUUGUCCAAGGAGAAGCAUUCCAGAGAUCAUCCCUUUGAAAGUGCGCAGGCGAUUGUUGAUGAGUUUGCAAAUGACUUGCUUAAUGGGAACAUGCAAGCUUCUUCAAGUGUGGCAGCUGCAGCAAAGGCCAAGGCAGGCCCAGCUUCAGCAAAUGAGGUGAAAGACUUGCUGAAUGCCAGUGCAAAAGCUAUGGCACAGCUGGAGUGCCCCCACCUGCUGCUGGAUUGUUUCUAUGUGAACCCUACUUUGCAUGAGGAAAAGGUCUUCAAGCUGAAGAGCUGGACUGAAAGUGCUGUGGAAUUCAUCCACACACCCAUCUUUGGACCUGAGGAGUCUGAGUUGUGUGAGUUCAGCAAGCUGAAUUCUUGGAAGGCAACCAAAAAAGGCAUGCCCCAGCGAUGUACCCAAGAGAUGGCUUUGCUGAAAGCUGUUCACACCUCUGAAUGUUUCAGGGCAGACUUGAAGAAAGCAGAAGUCCAGAGCUUGCUGUUGAAGGCUUACAAAGACCAUGUGGGCACUGUGCACAAUAGCUUAGUCUUUGCCCAUAUGCCUGCACCAGCUCUGUUUUGCGAUGUGAAAGUGAAGAAGGGUGCAUUGACUUUGUAUCCUGCUGGCACCAUUCAAAGCCUGAAGGGAAAGGACUUGAAGAAGGUCAAAGGAGUUGUGGUGGAAUAUCAAAGUGAGCACUUCUUGGUGCAGCCCUACAAGGCCUUCAAGUACUUUGAUGAUGAUUCAGCAGAUGGUGCACUCAUUCCUUACAAUUUUGUUGGAAAGACAUCUGAGGAAAUGGAUGUGACCAUGGUGGUCAAGAUGGUAACCUAUGAUGGAUUGAAAAUUCCUGUGCUCACAAAUGACAAGGCUUUGACAGCAGAGUCCCAACUGCUGCAGGCAGAACCUUUGGAUGAUGAAGCCUUAAAGGCUCCUGCCUCUAAAAAGAGGAAGCAGGGCUGA